AUGUCAAAAGAAAAAUUUCUAAAGAUAUUUCACGAAGAUGGAUCGUUUAAACUUGUUUUUGGUUAUCCACCUUUUGAUAUUGAAAUAAUUGAGGUUAAAUAUUUGGGUGAUGGUAGAAUUGGAAUAAGAUACCAUGUCUUAUUACCAUCAAGAGAAGAUCUAGAAACAAUAGUUGGUUAUGAUUAUUCAUCCAGAUGGUAUAUUAAAUAUGAUUGUCUACCACUCAAAACCACAAGCUUUCACUUUCUUCAUCACUCUGCCUCUACAAAAGAACAAGAAAAAUAUCAAAGUUGUAAAAUCGAUAUUGAAAAAGAUAUAAAAUAUUUUUCAAUAACAGUUACUCCAAAAGCAGUUGAGAAAAUAGAUUUAGAUGAAUGGAUUGACUCCUAA
Dictyostelium discoideum AX4 is the source of this 390-nucleotide messenger RNA. RefSeq lists its product as hypothetical. NCBI's taxonomy places the organism in Eukaryota, Evosea, Eumycetozoa, Dictyosteliales, Dictyosteliaceae. The record is from RefSeq and is a predicted model, not a curated record. The transcript is spliced from 2 exons. Bases 1 to 390 code for a protein of 129 amino acids.